AUGUUCCAGAGAGGUUCUCGUGUAAAUCAAGAGUGGAAGGUGGAUCACAAGCCUGGGGAGAAACUCACAGAGCGCAACCAGGAACGUGACACCGACCACGAGAGUGCAUCGUUUACAGAGACUCGCGCUGCCGUCUCCAAAUGGGGAUCGCGUGUCGCGCUCAAAGCGCCCGAAAGCAAAGCUGAGGCCGAGAGUACUUACAUUUUCCCUUGUCGUUUUGUUCUUGGAUGGUUUAAGCUGUGGACACAAACACGAACAUGCAUGUAAAUCCGAAAUUUCAUUGUCAUGGAACAUUUUCUCACGAGGUGAAAAUUGUGGAACUUGAUGCUACAGUAUACCAACCGGUUUCUACAAAUGAAUUCAUCCUUCAACAGGUGUGACGGGUAUCGCUGUAGGAGUAUUUCACGUUGCCGCCGGGUCUUGUUUCGCUGUGCCGUUGGUGACCAUGCUGAUCUUCUUUCGGCGCCGCUCCCGCUCAGGCCCUCGUAUGUCGCGCAAUAAUAUGCAAGAGGCAUUGGGCGUGCUCAAGAGUGAGUACGGCUCCCUUUGCUAAUGAACGCGGCCUCACUCCGGAGGCGUUGGUCGACAUGCUGAAGGUGAGAAAAGAAAAGUGAAGAUGAAAAAUGUGACACAAAUAAGUGUUCGUUACUGUAUGCCGACUCAUUUUCUUCCGAGUCUACCAAUCUGGUGAUACGAAGUUAGGCAUAUAGGUAGGUCGGAUUUCUUAUAAAACAAACGUGAAAGACAAAGAAUAUGGAACAUAUGCAGCGGAAUUGUACUUGAGAUUCAAUUCGCUAAAAAUCAAAAUAUCACAAAAAUAUGAACGAUGUAGUUGCUUUGGUCCACGUCUCACUGUACAUACAAGCUUGCAGCUGUAUUCGUGCAUUCUUAUCGCUUAAAUGACUAGAGCUACGGUGCCGAAUGUUAUCUGUCAGAUCGAAGAUUUGGAGAAAAGAUUCAGAAUUUAUUUGUAUCUAUGUUUGAAUAUCAAUAUGAUUACUGGACAUUGAAUAAGGGAAUUUCUGAGCGAAUUACUCAACUAUGAUAAAUUUUUUUUAAGUCAGAAGAUGGCAGUCAAGGGCAUGAGGAAAUUAGACAUGGUCUUAACUGAAAAUGUUGUUCAAUUGAUCUCAAUAGCUCUGUGCGGCAGUGCAGACAUCUUGCCGCCAGAGCGGUCAGAUAUCUGUAUCAUCUUCGAGCUUGAGAUUGAUUUUGCUCCAAUGCCAGAAGAAGGACCUACUCACAAUUUGCAUCAAAUUAGAAGCACAGAACGUCAUCAUGCUACUCCGCAUAAUUAACUUGCGUACCUAGAAGCGAUGACUAUAGUUUUGCGCUAUCAACCUGAUUGUAGUAGACGCUUAACCAUGUCUAAUGUGACGAAAAGUAACCGGCAUAAAGAGAUGCUGUCAUAGGAAAGAAAAGUCAGGCAGCAGAAAACUCUGGCGGGAGUGGCUCUGAUGUGCCAGGGGGGCGCGUGCAAGCUACCUAAUCAAUGCAGCAGAGAACACUUCACUCACCGUCGCUCAGCACCAAGUGCGUGGACUGAAGAAGACAAUGAUCGGCCCGAUGAGCACGGUCACGAGACUGCCGUAACACCAUUUUCCUAAAAACGACGCUGGACAGGUCGUAGCAUAGCCACAAAAUGAAAAUCG
Amoebophrya sp. A25 is the source of this 1652-nucleotide messenger RNA. Lineage: Eukaryota; Dinophyceae; Syndiniales; Amoebophryaceae. The record is from the annotation of a GenBank genome assembly.